Molecule: messenger RNA, 176 nt
Organism: Microbotryum saponariae
Lineage: Eukaryota; Fungi; Basidiomycota; Microbotryomycetes; Microbotryales; Microbotryaceae
Source: the annotation of a GenBank genome assembly
AUGAGCCAUGUCGGUACAAACAUCCAGGCCGGUUAGGGGACCGCCCCGUCGACAUCCAUCAAUUGAGUUCAGGGCGUCUCCCUUGCGAUCAGCUUCAAGGGCCAGUCCUACGACCCCAGCACCGAAUCAUUCAACCAAUCCGACAGCCGUUCUCGGUCACUGGAGGCCACGUUUGA